Molecule: messenger RNA, 1874 nt
Organism: Camponotus floridanus (Florida carpenter ant)
Lineage: Eukaryota; Metazoa; Arthropoda; Insecta; Hymenoptera; Formicidae
Gene: IFT57
Product: intraflagellar transport protein 57 homolog
Exons: 8
Coding region: 323-1549 (408 amino acids)
Biological process (GO): non-motile cilium assembly; intraciliary transport
Cellular component (GO): centrosome; cilium; Golgi apparatus
Source: RefSeq, a predicted model, not a curated record
AGUGCUGCGACAGUGCCUGUCAAUGCAUAAACCUAACUUAAUCUUAACCUAGCUUAAUCUGAUAACGAAUCCAGUGAUUGACGGAUUAUGUUAUGACAAUUGAUUGAAUUUUUUAGCAUGCGCGUAUGUUUGAAUUCACGGAAUUGACAUUAUGGCAUAAAUAAUGGUAUGGUAUGUCGGCAUUUUAUAACAUAAUUUACCGGAAUUUAAAAGUAAAUAUUAGAUUGUGCAAAGAAGUUGCUUUGCAAUUAUUUAAUUUAAUACAUACAAAGUACUAUAUAUAUAUAUUAUAUAUAUACUGAAAACAUAAGUAUAUAGCAAUAUGUUCAGAGAUACUCAAAAAAUUAUCGUAGAAGAUGAGCUUGCCCCAUCAGCCUCAUAUGUCAUAAAUAUGAGAAUGGAGGACUUGUUAGAGAAAUUAAAGUUAUUAAAUUAUGAUGCAGAAUUUGUUCAAGAGUUGAGAAUGAAACCAAUAAACAGACACUACUUUGUGAUCCCAACGAAUCCGGGUGAACAAUUUUAUACAUUUACAUGCCUGGCUGCAUGGUUGAUUAGAAAAGCUGGGAAAAAUUUUGAGAUGCCGCAAGAAUCUGAUGAUCCUAAUUCCACAAUAGCUUUAAUCUUGGAUUUUCUCAGGGAAAUUGAUGUACCUGUAGAAUUCCCACCUAAUAAACUUAAACAGGGUAUUGGAGAACAUGCGGUUUAUGUGUUGGAUAAUUUAGCCGACAAUGCUUUAAAAGUGGAAAAGUUUAAAUGGAAAAAGGUAAACAUUCCACCUGACGAGCCUACACCAGAACCAGAUAUUGAAGAUGAUGAUGCGGAAUUAAUUUUAGAAAAAGUAGAAGAGGAAAUGAUGGCUGAGUAUGAUGAUGAUGAUGAACAAGAUAUUUUACAUAUAGAUGAUAUAACAAAAUUAUACAGUCAACAUACGAAUGAAACACAAAAACCAGACAAUAUUUUAGAAUCUAACACUAAUAGAGAUGAGUGGCAGUUAGAGUUGGAAAAAGUUCUACCUCGCUUGAAAGUGACUAUUAAGACAGAUUCAAGAGAUUGGAGAGCACAUCUCGAGCAAAUGAAACAAUUGCGUACAAAUAUUGCGGCCGAUCUAAGCGGUACAAAGACUAACUUAAAUAAAAUUUAUACUGAUAUUGGAAAUACGUUAGACAAAAUAAAAACUAGAGAAACUUAUCUUAAUAAACAGCUCGAACCUCCCUUGAUAGAAUAUCGUUCUUUACAGGAAGAACUAUCAAAAAUUAAAGAACAAUAUAGAGAUGUUAGCGGUGGUGUUACAGAACGAACAAGAGUUCUUAAUAAAUUAGUGGAAGAACUAGAACAUCUGAAAAGAGAAAUGGAUGAAAGAGGAUCCAGUAUGACUGAUGGAACUCCACUUAUUAAUAUAAAGAAGACGAUCACAAAGAUGAAAAACGAAAUUUCUGAGAUGAAUAUUCGAAUCGGUGUAUUAGAGUAUAGUUUAAUGUGUGCGAGAGUACGAGAUCGAACGCAAUUACGAGAGGACAUGAACAGUACGAAUACUUCAGUAAUAAUUUAAAUCGUACAUCUCUUAUUUAUAUAUAGUAUUUAUAUGUCUUUUAAUCCGUCCAAUAUGUGAUAUCGAGUGUGCAGUUUAGUUUUGAGUAUUUGUAUUGUUACCACGGGUCCAAUUUCUCUGCCUUUUUAAAGUUACAACAAUGUAUAAUUCCAUAGAACUGAACAUGUUACAUCGAUUACAGUGUGAAGCAUAUGGAUCUUUUGUUAGCACUUUAUAUACUUAUAUGUAGUUAUAGUAAUUAUUAAUCGAUACCGAAAUCACAGAGUGAUUGUUUUAAUUAUGACGAUUUCGUCUGUGUUAAAUAAAUCGUCUUUUCAUCUCGUUA